Drosophila virilis is the source of this 538-nucleotide messenger RNA. It is a transcript of the gene ATPsynGL, whose product is annotated as ATP synthase, subunit G-like. Lineage: Eukaryota; Metazoa; Arthropoda; Insecta; Diptera; Drosophilidae. Gene Ontology annotation, molecular function: proton-transporting ATP synthase activity, rotational mechanism. Gene Ontology annotation, biological process: proton motive force-driven ATP synthesis. The record is from RefSeq and is a predicted model, not a curated record.
UGCCUUGACUGCGUUGUCAGCUUUUCACAGCUUUGCUGCACACAUUAAAACUAAUUUAAAACGUGCUUCUAAGCAAUAAAUUUCCAGCUUUUCUAACUUUUCAUCGUCUACUCAAUAUGGCCAACCUGGUUGCCAAGGCCACAGUCUUGUUCAACAAGCUCAAGGCCCAGGCUCGUCCGCAGUUCGAUGAGUUCAUGCGCUAUGCCAAGGUGGAGCUGGUGCCGCCGACUCCUGCAGAUUUUGCCCAUAUACGCAAGACAGCGCAAGCAACCGCCAAGUCAGCCAAGAAGGAUAUGAAGGGCGCUGGCAGUCGCCUCGGCAAGGUGACCAUCGCUGAGGCUUGGCUAAAUACCCUGGUGACCAUUGAGGUGAUCACCUGGUUCUUUAUGGGCGAAGUCAUUGGACGCCGUCACCUUGUUGGCUACAAAGUCUGAAGAGAUGUCUGUUUUUUUUUUUUUUUUUUUUACCAAGUUACAUUUAUAUAUUGUUUCUGUUCUAAGCAUAAAUAAAGCUGCAGCAUUCACGGAUCAUAAGUUCA